Coniosporium apollinis CBS 100218 is the source of this 738-nucleotide messenger RNA. RefSeq lists its product as uncharacterized. Gene Ontology annotation, biological process: kinetochore assembly. The record is from RefSeq and is a predicted model, not a curated record. Gene Ontology annotation, cellular component: kinetochore. NCBI's taxonomy places the organism in Eukaryota, Fungi, Ascomycota, Dothideomycetes. The transcript has 3 exons. Bases 1 to 738 code for a protein of 245 amino acids.
AUGGAGAGCCACACGAGUGAUCAACGAGCCGUCAUAAGCGAACCAACGCAGCAGAAUGAGCUGGGCGACGUGCUGAGCCUGCUGCAAACGAAGGAGGGUAACACACCAGUCCUGUCUGAACGCGAGCAGUUGAUUCUCACACUUUUUGAUCAAGAGGAAGAGCUACGCCUCGAGUCUAGCUUGUACGAAACUCAAAAUGCGGAUGAUGAUAUCCAAGCACAGCUUGCCGUCGCAGAGCAGGAACUGCUGGAGGCCAGAGCAGCGUAUGCUCUGCGGAAUAGGAUCGUGCACAACGUCCUAAUCACUCAUCCAGUGCUUAAGGCCGUUCACGCAGAGCCGAAUGCGGAUCCGGCUGAGAGGAGACUGCUCUCCUUGGUUCAUGAUAGAGAUGUUCUCGCCAUGUUGCACAACGAUACAACAACCAGGCUCUCCACAGCGGCAGUAGAGCUCACAAAAGCUGAGCGCGGAAACGUCAUCGCCAACGAGAAAAACCGAGAGCUAACACAGACUUUGCUGGCCCUUGCUGAAGAGACGAAGUCCGAGAAGACCGAAGUAGUGCAGGACCCGAAACUCCGCUCCAAGUUAGAAGGUCUUGACGCUCAGAUUCGGGCGUCGCGUCGGGAAUGGCGGACCAUGAAAGGCAUCACUGCUGCUGUAAUCGCGGGCAGCGGAGUGGACUGGGCGCGUGAUGAUGCCUUGAGAGGUCUUGUCAUGGAUGACGAGGAAGACCUUGGAUGA